Molecule: messenger RNA, 3274 nt
Organism: Cutaneotrichosporon oleaginosum
Lineage: Eukaryota; Fungi; Basidiomycota; Tremellomycetes; Trichosporonales; Trichosporonaceae
Source: RefSeq, a predicted model, not a curated record
AUCUCAUCUCACAAUGGCGGGAGUUACCAAAGAGGAGAUUGACGAUAUCCUCGCGAGCGUCGAUGCCGCUGAGGCGGACAGAGCGCUCAACUCGUGCGACGAGGACGACUCCGACCUCGACGCACCCAUGCCCCUUCCCCCGACCCAGCCGGUCCCGGCGCCAACGAUCCGCCCCAGCGCCCCGGCGCUUUCCCGUGCUCCUUUGCGCGUUGCCCCGCCGAACCGCGUAGCCGAUCCUGCGCGGGGACGCGUCGUAUACGCCGCGCCCAAGGCCGCGGGCGACGCACACUACUACAUGGUGCAAUGGCGCCGUCCACAAAACAAGAAGCCAGAAACAUGGGACGGCGACGCUUUCAUUAAAGUUGAGGGAAGCCGGGUGACGAUGAUCUCGGAGGAAGGCAAGCACAUGGCGACAACCUCGCUCAUUGGCGGCUUGCCUGGACCGGGCUCGGAGAUGCGUAUCGGCCAGAUGGACUGCGAAGUCGACCGCGCCGUGUCCUUCGACGAAUUCUCCCGUGCGACCUGCUGCCUUAACAAUCCUGCGAACGCACCGCUCAACUCUCCUGUGUAUCCAUCUUCACGCCCUGGGGGUACACCGAAGCUGUUUAAGCCUCCCGUCGCGACUGGACGAAGCACGAGUACGCUGAUCUCGCGCGCAACACCGUUGAACUCUCCACUACACCGUCCAUUUGUUCCCGUCACUCCAUCAGCUGGACCCUCUAGAAGGGCUGCCACACCAACUGCCGUCUCCGCCUCUACCGGUGCUGUGGUUGUGGAACAGCCUCCUCCACAGCCUGCAAGGUCAUUCUAUGGCCAGCCUGCCAAGCCCGCGAGGAAGAUCUUCAUCGGUGAUAAGCUUGAUAGAGAGCGCAAGGCAUGGGGUGGCGCCCUGCACGACCCAAAAGCUCCAGGUGCACUGGUGCUGUCGCGACCACCGGAGUCGGAGGCGAAGCGCUUAGGCGUGACCAUCAACGAUGUAGUCGUCGACCCCUCCAUCGCGGAGAAGCUGCGUGAUCACCAGCGAGAAGGUGUUCAGUUCAUGUACCGCUGCGUUAUGGGCAUGACAGGCGCGAAUGGGACUGGGUGUAUUCUCGCGGAUGAGAUGGGCCUAGGGAAAACGCUGCAGACCAUCGCUCUAGUCCACACCCUUCUUAAGCAGUCACCAUGGUCUAACGAGGCGAAAGUGGUCAGCAAAGUCCUCAUCGUCUGCCCGGUGUCGCUUGUGAACAACUGGGCGCAGGAGUUCAAGAAAUGGGCGAAGAGCGACAUCACGGUCGUUCCCGUGGGAGAUAAGGAGGACAACCGGACUCGGGCCUUCCCCAACAAUGCGAGUCUUCAAGUUAUGAUCAUUGGAUAUGAAAAGCUCCGCAAGUACAUCAAGGUUCUUAAAUCCUGUGUACCUCCCAUUGGCCUGGUCGUCUGCGAUGAAGGACAUCGUCUCAAAUCCAAGGACAACAAGACGACGAAGAUGUUCGACCGACUUUCCUGCACGCGGCGCAUUCUUCUUACUGGCACCCCCGUCCAGAACGAUUUGGGAGAGUAUUGGGCAAUGGCAAGUGCUCGCGAGCGGCUACUUGCUGACCAGAAGGCCGACUUCGCCUGCCCAGGGGUUUUCGGCAAUUAUUCCGCAUUCGCGCGCCAAUUCGAGAAACCCAUUUUGAAGGCGCGUACACCUAAUUGCAGUGCGAAGGAUUCUGAGUUGGGUCUGGAUCGCAGCGAGCAGCUCAAGGAAUUGUCGCUGGAAUUUGUGCUGCGUCGCACAUCCGAGGUGCUUACCAACUUCCUGCCUCCGAAGACCGAGUACGUUCUCUUCGUCGCUCCCUCAAAGCUGCAGCUGGAGGUCUUCAAGCGCCUUCUGGGAGGGCCACGGGACGUGACGGCUAUGCUCCGCGGCAUGAGUAGCACGCAGAGCCUCGCGACGAUUGAUCUCCUGCGCAAAGUAGCCAACUCCCCUACGCUUCUGCGCAAGAAGGAAGACGGCAGCCACGAUGACGAAGCGCUCGACAUACUGCAGUCUGCUCUUUCUGUCAUUCCCCCAAAAACUAGAACGGUGGACGCGACCAUCAGCGGCAAGUUGACAGUUCUCGAAAACAUCCUCCGCUCCGUUGCCUACGCGCGCGAUGAGAAGAUCGUAGUGGUUUCGAGCUGGACGACUACCCUCAACCUUAUCCAGGAUUUGUGCAUCCGCCACCGCUACGAUUUCCUUCGCCUGGACGGAAGUACGCCACAGAAGCAGCGACAGGAGCUUGUUGACAGGUUCAACCGCCGCCCCGUCCAGGACAGCAUGGUCUUCCUUCUCAGCGCAAAGGCGGGUGGUGUAGGGCUUAACCUCAUUGGAGCAUCGCGUUUGGUACUCUUUGACAGCGACUGGAACCCGUCGACCGAUCUCCAAGCUAUGGCCCGCAUUCACCGUGAUGGACAAAAGAAGCCAGUUUUCAUCUAUCGACUGCUUACGGUGAAUACCAUCGACGAGAAGAUCUACCAGCGACAGAUCACGAAGAUGGGUCUCUCCGACCAGAUGUUGGGGGAGGGCAGUGGCAGCAAGACUACCAAGGACUCCUUCUCAUUCGAAGAGCUCCGUGACAUCUUCACCGUCAGUUUGGAAACGGACGGCUGUGGCACUCAUGACCUACUUGGCUGCGACUGCGGCGGCAAAGGCGGCACGCAGUUGGACAGCGUAGAAUCUGCUGCCGAUACGCCGGAGAUUGAGAACAGCGAGAGUAGCUCGGAUGACGAGGCCUCAGCAGGCUUCAUUAGUGCCUCCCAGUUCGACCCUGAGCCAACGGCUAAGAUGUUGCGAAAGGCAAACAGAGUGCAGGCCGAGAAGCUCGCUGCGCUUAAGGAAUGGGCGCACAUUGAUGCCUUCGACACGCAAUCGGUGGGGGGGAUCAAGGACAACUUGCUUUACAAUAUCCUGCGCGAUGCCCAGAAGGCGGAUCAGUCCAAGGUGGGCAAGGCUGAUGAGGACGAGCGGCCUACUAAGAGGCUUCGCGGCGGAGACAGCAGCUGUAGCAGCCGCACCACUUCGCCAGGUGGGGAGACCACCGCUACGUCGCCUUCGCCCAAGAGCGACAGCAGCGAUGAAGACGACAGCGACGACGCUGUGCGCGUUCCGGCUCGCCGCAAGACGCGGCCUCGCAACAGCGGCGUCGGAGCUGUGGCUGACACGGGGGUCGACCGCGUCAAGAAGCACAACUUGCAUACAAUCGCGGAGAAUGACGGCGUUGGUCGAGUCUUAUACGUGUUUGAGAAGGAGGCGCGCGCGCGCAUAUAG